Messenger RNA from Rhipicephalus sanguineus (brown dog tick), 648 nucleotides. RefSeq names its product zinc finger protein 287-like. Lineage: Eukaryota; Metazoa; Arthropoda; Arachnida; Ixodida; Ixodidae. Gene Ontology annotation, molecular function: DNA-binding transcription activator activity, RNA polymerase II-specific; RNA polymerase II cis-regulatory region sequence-specific DNA binding. Gene Ontology annotation, cellular component: nucleus. The transcript has 4 exons. The coding region runs from base 1 to 648 and encodes 215 amino acids. The record is from RefSeq and is a predicted model, not a curated record. Gene Ontology annotation, biological process: regulation of transcription by RNA polymerase II.
AUGAAAAGACACCUUUGCAAACAUACGGGCGAGCGUCCCUUUCAAUGCCACCUGUGUCCAGCUGCAUUCCCUCAGAAAGCUCAUCUUACAGUUCACAUUCGCACGCACACAGGAGAGCGUCCUUUCUCCUGUGACCAAUGCAGUGCAUCUUUUUCACGGAAGCAGCACCUCGUGGAACACAAGCGCACCCACACUGGAGAGCGCCCCUUUUCCUGUGACCGCUGCUGUGCAUCUUUUUCGGGUAAAAGUAACCUCGUGCAACACAUGCGCACUCACACAGGAGAGCGACCCUUUUCUUGUGACUGCUGCAGUGCGUCUUUUUCGGGUAAAAGUAACCUCGUGCAACACAUGCGCACCCACACAGGAGAGCGAGUACCUUGUCUUUGGCAUCCCAUGAGCAGUACCGUUCACUCGUGUCUACACAAGGGGACGGCAUUCCUGUCCGUUCCCUUCCAGUGCCACCUAUGUCCAGCUGCAUUCACUCGGAAAUCUAAUCUUACACAGCACAUUCGCACCCACACUGGAGAGCGUCCCUUUUCCUGUGACUGCUGCAAUGUGUCAUUUGCGCAGAAGCAGUGCUGUCUAAGCUUUACGUUCGCCAUUCGCGAGAACAGCUGCAGAAAGGAGUAUGUGCCAAGCAGCUCCUAG